Molecule: messenger RNA, 1519 nt
Organism: Vigna umbellata (rice bean)
Lineage: Eukaryota; Viridiplantae; Streptophyta; Magnoliopsida; Fabales; Fabaceae
Source: RefSeq, a predicted model, not a curated record
AACGUUUUUCACUUAGGAGACACAAGCAACAUCAAGUGUUCUUCCUCUGUACACAACCCUGUUCCUAGUUCAGAGUACCGUCCUUUACCUCGUACACAUAUCAGAGAGAAAAAAAAAAUGGAAGGAGAGGGUUAUUGUGGGAGUUUCUUUCAGAGGUGCAAGCCUUACAUAGCUAUGAUUUCUCUGCAAUUUGGGUUUGCGGGUAUGAACAUAAUCACUAAGGUCUCCCUCAACCGUGGGAUGAGCCACUAUGUGCUUGUGGUUUAUAGACACGCCUUUGCUACUGCGGCUAUUGCUCCUUUUGCUCUUGUUCUUGAGAGGAAAGUGAGGCCCAAGAUUACAUUUCUUAUGUUCAUGCAAAUAUUCGUGUUGGGUCUACUUGGGCCUGUGAUUGAUCAGAACUUAUACUAUGCGGGGUUGAAAUUCACUUCCCCUACCUACUCAUGUGCAAUAAGCAACAUGCUCCCUGCAAUGACGUUUGUGAUGGCUGCUAUUUUCAGAAUGGAAAAGUUGGACAUGAGAAAACUUAGAUGCCAAGCAAAAGUGAUAGGAACUAUAGUAACGGUUGCUGGGGCCAUGUUGAUGACACUGUACAAAGGGCAAGUCAUCAAUUUCUUGGGUUCUCAGUACAUGCAUCACCCCAGAAAUUAUGUUCCAGAAAACACCACUGAUUCUGGGGAAAAGGAUUGGUUUAAGGGCUCUAUUCUUCUCAUAAUUGCCACCCUUGCUUGGGCUUCUUUCUUCAUCCUUCAGGCAGUCACACUAAGGAAAUACCCUGCUCAGCUCUCUCUCACAGCACUUGUGUGUGCCUUAGGUACACUGCAGUCGAUUGCAGUUACCUUUGUCAUGGAACACAAGACAUCUGUUUGGAGCAUUGGCUGGGAUAUGAACCUUCUUGCAGCAGCCUAUGCUGGAAUAAUAUCAUCAGGAAUCACCUACUAUGUUCAAGGGAUUGUCAUGCAAAAGAAAGGGCCUGUUUUUGUAACUGCCUUCAGCCCUUUGAUGAUGAUUAUCGUAGCCAUCAUGGGUGCAUUCAUCCUUGCAGAAAAAAUAUAUCUUGGAGGGGUCAUGGGAGCUAUUCUCAUAGUAAUGGGACUUUACGCAGUUCUGUGGGGAAAAUACAAGGAGAACAAGGAGAAAGAAGCGGAGAUAACCAAUGAGGAGAUGAAGUGUUGUUCAGAAAAUGGGAGGUUGGAGACUGUGGUGGAAGAAGCCGAAGCAAACAACGAUAUCGAGAUGCAAAAGGGUGAAGAAACGUCGAGAGAUUUAAGGGUAGCCAUUGUUGUUCCAAAAGUUUAAAGUGGUAUGGAGGAAUGAAUAAUAGAGGCUGCAAUGAAAAAGGGUCGUUAACUGAGGAGAGCAGAGAAAUUACAAGGGGUUUUUGUUUUGUGUACUCACCAUCUUUUUCGGAAAAUUAACAAGAGUUUUCUUUUUUGGGACCUUCUGUCUGGACCUUACUGUCCAUAAUGUAACUUAAAUUUUGCACACUUUGGUGAAAAGGAAAAUUGACAUUGCAGAA